AUGGCGAAUACAGUGAAGAGCGGGGCGUCAUUCAUCUUCCCGCUUUGCGCGGCAGAUCUGGUUUGGGGACAAAUUCGCUACUCGAUUCCCGAGGAGCUGGAACAUGGGGCCUUUGUUGGGAAUAUCGCUGAGGAUUUAAAACUAACGAUCCGGGAGUUAUCCACUCGCACGUUUCGGCUGGUCUCCGAUGAACGGAACCAAUACUUGGAGGUAAAUCUGGAAAAUGGAAUUUUACUUGUUAAAGAAAGAAUCGACAGAGAACACCUUUGUAGACAAAGCUGUACCUGUUCCCGUUCUUUCCAAAUUGCGCUCGAUAAUCCGCUGGAAAUGCAUCGCGUUGCAGUGGAGAUCUUAGAUGUAAAUGACAAUUCACCCAGUUUUUCAAAAGACGUUUAUCCUUUACGGAUUAUUGAGUUUACCGCGCCAGGAGUGCGUUACCCUCUCGAAAGCGCGUACGACCCGGACGUCGGUACAAACACCAUCAGUACUUAUCAGAUCAGUCCAAACGCACAUUUCGGUCUCAAAGUGCAGACAAGAAGCGAUGAGAGUAAAAUGGCAGGAUUAUUAUUAGAAAAACCGUUGGACCGUGAACAACAGUCAACAUUUCAUCUUGUGCUGACGGCCGUUGACGGUGGCAUUCCGCAGAGAUCUUGUACUGCUCAGAUCAUCAUCAGUGUUAUGGAUGCGAAUGAUAAUGCUCCUGUAUUUGAUCAUGGAUUAUACAGGACUAAUGUACCAGAAAACUCCCCGAAAGGCACCUUAGUGAUAAAAGCCAAUGCUGUUGAUUUAGAUGAAGGCACAAAUGCGGAAUUAGAAUAUUCUUUCACCAGUCACACAUCGCCAAGAGCUCGCGAGUUGUUCAGAUUGGAGAGAGGAACUGAAGAGAUCAGAGUUGAAGGAGUACUGGAUUUUGAAGAAAACAAUAUUCAUGAGCUUGAUGUAGAAGCUGAAGGUCAGUAUGCAAUGGCAGGGCAUACCAAAGUAAUGGUGGGACUAAUUGAUGUGAAUGAUAACACCCCGGAGGUAGAGGUCGCGUCCGUAUCCAGUACCGUUGCGGAAGAUGCGCGAACCGGGACUGUGAUAGCUGCAAUAAAUGUAAGGGAUCCAGAUAUUGGUAAAAAUGGGCAGGUUCAAUGUGAAGUGAUUCCGUUUAAGCUUCAGAAGACUUUCAGUAACAACUAUAAAUUGGUUUCAAACGACAUUUUGGAUUGCGAAACGGAUCCACUGUACAACAUAACCAUUUCAUGUUGGGACAGCCGAUCUCCUCCGCUUGCAACAACUAAAAACAUAUUGGUGUCUAUUUCCGACGUAAAUGAUAAUGUGCCAAAAUUUACACAGCUCUCAUAUAAUGUGUUUUUGAUGGAAAACAAUGAACCUGGUGCUUCAAUAAUUGCUGUCACUGCUUUGGAUCCAGAUUUACAUCAGAAUGGAGCGGUGUCCUAUUCAUUGCUGGAAAAUCAGAUGCAAAAUGUGUCUACGUCUUCUUACAUAACAGUUAAUUCGAAGAGUGGGGACAUUUACGCGCUGCAUUCCUUUGCCUAUGAACAGUUGAAGAAUUUCCAGAUCAAUGUCCAAGCUCAGGAUGCUGGGUCUCCUCCACUGAGCAGCACCGCCAUCGUGAAUGUUAUUAUCCUGGACCAAAAUGACAAUGCUCCGAUUAUUGUUUCACCUUUAACGUGCAACAGUUUAGUACCAGUGGAAAUUCUCCGUCAGUCCAUACAUCCAGGAUACGUUGUCACCAAAAUAAUCGCAACUGACGCAGAUUCUGGUAUGAACACACGGCUUUCCUUCCAAAUGUUGGACGCUUCUGAUUCCAGUCUUUUCAGCGUGGGCCUACACUCAGGAGAAAUCAGAACAGUCCGAAGUUUUAAAAACCAAGACGUCAACAUACAAAAAGUGAUCAUCAUGGUAAAGGACAAUGGGCAACCCAGCCUCUCCAGCACGGCGACCAUCUGCUUUUCAGUCUCCGCCAAUGUUUCUGAAAAGCCUUCGGUCCAAAGUCAUCAAGCCAGUAAUCCUGAUCACUUUUCCGAACUGAAUAUUUAUUUAAUCAUCACUUUUGGCUCAACAUCCUUUAUAUUUCUUGCAACCAUCAUAUUUCUGGUCGUGCUGAAGUUCAAACAGGACAGGAAUGUCAAUAAUUCUAAUCCCACAAGUUGUUGUUGCUGUAAGCGGAGCAAUUCGAAUGAUGCUUUUAAUCGGAGAACUGUCCCAAAAGACUUAAGUUACAGACGAGCACUGCAGACACUCCCCAUUUCUGAGGCUUAUCAGUACUCUGUCUGUCUAGCUCCAGAAUCAUCCAAAACUGACUUCUUGUUCCUAGAACCCUGCGAAGCAACCUUACCUCUGAAUGACUUGAAUGUUCAUAAUCCAUGUGCCCUGCAGUUUCCAUGCCCCUUUGCCUUCAACCUGACAAGGGCAUAUGAGCAGAUGAACCGCAGAGGUUGCCAUGAUGCUCGACAGGAGAAGGAUGGGAAGAAGGGUUCUCAUGAGGAAACCAAUCCUCCCACGAUGUUCAGGGACUAUUUCACCUAUCUCAACACCAGCGAUAAGGAAUUUGUGCAAUGUGUCCAGUUCACGAAUGAGCUACCAACUGAAAUCCACGAAGUGCUCCUGAAGCUUCAGAGGAGAACAAAGUUAACAUUUCCAUUGUCUGUAAAAGUGACCAUAUCUAGGAACUUCUUUGUAUGGGCUUCUUCUAAAACGGAGCAGGUGGCAUCACCAAAACCUCAUGGUUCACCGUCCAUUGUUGUGAAUUGUCAGCUCGCAAAAUGUCGCCUGAUCUCUGAUACCAGCACGCAAUACAUGGAGGUCAAUCUGGAAAAUGGGUUGUAUUUGUUAAUGAACGAAUCGACAGGGGAGAGCUUUGUAGACAAAGCUCUAUCUGCUCCCUACCUUUUCAAAAGGCACUCGAUAACCCGCUGUCGUGUUGUAGUGGAGAUAGUAGAUGUAAAUGAUAAUUCACCUAGCUUUUCAAAGGACGAAUUUUCUUUACAGAUUAUUAAGGUAAUCACACCAGUAGCACGCUUCUCUCUUGAGAGCGCGCACGAUCCAAAUGUGGGCACGAAUGCUAUCAGCACUUACCAGAUCAGCCCAAACGAACGCUUCAGCCUUAAAGUGCAGACUAGCUGCGAUGGGAGUAUAAUUGCUGAAUUGUUCUUAGAGAAACGUUUUGACCAUGAGCAACAGGCAACAUUUCACCUUGUUCUGACAGCCAUUGAUGGUGCGGUACCCCAUAGAACGGGCAGCGUUCAGAUAAUUAUCAUUAUUAUGGACGCGAAUGAUAACGCACCUGUAUUUGAUCACGAAACAUACAGUACUAAUGCUCUAGAAAACAUUCCCAGAGGCACGUUAGUGAUAAAAGUAAAUGCUGUUGAUUUAGAUGAAGGUACAAAUGCUGAUCUAACAUAUUUUUUCGCGAGUCACACUUCCCAAAGGGCUCGUGAGCUGUUCAAGUUAGACCCGAGAAGCGGGGAGAUUAGAGUUGAAGGGAUUCUGGAUUUUGAAGAAUCAAAUAUUUAUGAACUUGGGGUGGAAGCUGUGGAUAAACGUUCAUACGCAAUGGCAGCACGUGCCAAUGUUAUGGUCGGAUUAAUUGAUAUGAAUGAUAAUGCCCCCGAGUUAGGGAUGACGUCGAUAUCCAAUACUGUCUCGGAAAAUGUGCAGUUGGGAUGCUUGAUAGCUGCGAUCAAUGUUAGCGAUGCGGACUCGGAUGAUAAUGGGCGUGUUCACUGUGACGUCGAUAUGAAUGUUCCAUUUAAGCUACAGAAGACUUUCAACAACAACUAUAAAUUGGUUACAAACGAUAUUUUGGAUCGUGAAAAGACCGCACUAUUUAACAUAUCUAUCACCGCCCGGGAUAGAGGAUCUCCUCCCCUUGCUGCAAGCAAACACAUACUUAUGUCAGUUUCUAAUGUAAAUGAUAACGCGCCGAAGUUUACACAGGCCUCAUACAAUGUCUUUGUGCUGGAGAUCAAUAGGCCUGGUACCCCCUUAUUUUCUGUUAUCGCUUUGGAUCCGGGUUUGGAUCAGAAUGCAGAAAUUUCAUUUUCUAUGCUGGAAAAUCGUCAAGAAGGUUUGUCUCCCUAUGUACAUAUUAGCUCAAGGAGUGGGAAUAUUUAUGCGCCACUUUCCUUUGACUAUGAACAGCGGAAAAAAUUCAAGAUCAAUGUCCAAGCUCAGGAUGCUGGAUCUCCUCCAAUGAGCAACACUUCCAUCGUUAUUAUUAUUAUCCUGGACCAAAAUGACAAUGCCACGGUUAUUGUUUCACCGUUAUCUUGGAAUAGUGCAGCAGCCAUGGAGAUUGUGCCCCAAUCCCUAUAUCCAGGAUACUUGGUCACCAAGUCGUACACCACAUGGGAGCACAUGCAAUUUGGAGCUGUCGAAAUUCGGCUCCCAAAGCCCCUCAAGUGUUUUGACAUUGACUUCCUGGUCUCGAGCUCCCUUCAGACCUUCCUUAUACAUGGAGGAAAGAUCAAGGAGAUUCUCAUUCUCCAAUGCUACUGCCGUCUGCAGCGUCAGUUUGUACAGAGCCCGCAUACUACAGGAAUAUGUGAGAUCCUAGAUGUUUACAACGUGAUGCAAUCGCGAGCAAUGGCGAAAGCACCCAGCCGCCGGUUGCAUUGUAUAUACCUAAUGUGUGUCUGGGACCUAGUUUUCGGACAAAUUCGGUACUCGAUCCCUGAAGAACUGGAGCGCGGUACGUUUGUUGGUAAUAUCGCCGAAGAUUUAGGCCUCAGCAUUCGAGAGAUGACAAUUCGUAAAUUUAGGCUGGUCUCUGAUGGCGGCGCACAGUUAUUGAAGGUGAACAUGAAGAAUGGCAUUUUAGUUGUGAACGAGAGAAUCGACAGGGAAAUUCUCUGUGGGCGAAGCUCGACCUGUUCUGUUUCUCAGGAUGUAACGGUAGAAAAUCCUUUGGAAAUGCAUCGCAUUGACGUGGAGAUAUUAGAUGUAAAUGACAACUCGCCCAGUUUUGCCAGAAGCAGAUAUUCUUUACAAAUCUCUGAGUCGACUGCAAAAGGAGCUCUUUUCCCUCUCGAGAGCGCGCACGAUCCAGACGUCGGCACAAACACAGUGAGUGUUUAUCAGAUCAGCACAAACAAGCAUUUUGGUUUGGAGACUCACAGCAGAAGCGAUGGGAGUAAAAUUGCAGAAUUAAUGUUAGAAGACCAGCUAGAUCGCGAGAAACAGUCGAUAUUUCACAUAAUACUGACGGCACUUGACGGUGGGAUUCCUCGGAGAUCUGGCACUGCAGAAAUAAUCAUUACUGUGCUGGACAGCAAUGAUAACGCUCCCGCGUUCAAUCAUCAAAUAUAUAGGGUUAACAUAAUGGAGAACGCACCAAAAGGUAACUUGGUGAUAACAAUAAACGCUACUGAUUUAGAUGAUGGAACAAAUGGCGAGUUAAAAUACUUUGUAACUAAUCACGUUUCUCAAAAAAUUCAGGAGUUGUUCAGUUUGGACCCAGAAACAGGACAGAUUCGAGUUCAAGGCUCACUGGACUAUGAGGAAAAUAAUGUUUAUGAACUUGAGGUACAAGCUGUGGACAAUGGUACACCCGCAUUAACUGGGCGCGCCGAGAUUCUUGUUGGAUUAAUUGAUGUUAAUGAUAACCCGCCGGAAUUAAAAUUGACCUCGGUAUCCAGUAACGUGCGGGAAGAUGCUGCUUUCGGAUUGGUUGUCGCUCUAAUAAGUGUGAUGGAUCGAGAUUCUGGUGAAAAUGGACAGGUACAGUGUCAGUUGCCUCCAAAUAUCCCGUUUAAACUUCAAAAGUCUUUGAUUAAUCAGUACAAAUUGGUAGUCAGCGGCACACUGGAUCGCGAAACGACUCCGCUAUACAACAUCUGCAUUUCAGCCUGGGAUGCAGGGUCACCCGCUCUUUCAACAAAUAGAACCAUCCUCAUUUCUAUUUCUGAUGUAAAUGAUAAUGCUCCACGGUUUACACAACCGUCAUAUAGCGUGUUCCUGAUGGAAAAUAAUACUCCAGGCUCAUCGAUAUUUGCUGUUACUGCUUUAGACCCUGACUUAGACAAGAAUAGUGAGGUAUCAUAUUUUCUUUUGGAGAGUCGUUUGGAAGAUGUUUCCGCAUUUGGCGACGUUACUGUUAACUCUGAAAGUGGGCACAUUUACGCCCUGCGUUCUUUUGACUAUGAAAUACGGAAGAAUUUUCAGAUCAAAAUUAAAGCUCAGGACGCUGGAAUUCCCCCUUUUAGCAGCACUGCCAUCGUGAAGAUUAUUAUUUUAGACCAAAAUGACAAUGUUCCAGUUAUUGUUUCACCUUCAAUGUACAACAGCUCAGUGGCGGUGGAGGUUGUAUCCAAGUCGGCACAUCCAGGAUACUUGGUUUCCAAGGUAAUUGCUGCAGAUGCAGAUUCCGGACAGAACGCACGGCUUUCCUAUCAGCUCAUAGAAGCCACCGAUCGUACUGUUUUUAGUGUUGGAUUUAACUCUGGAGAAAUCCGAACAACUCGAAGAUUCCGAGACCAAGAUGCCCUGACACAGAGGCUUGUAAUUUUGGUAAAGGACAAUGGGCAGCCCAGUCUCUCCAGUACGGUGACAAUUCUGUUUUCAGUCCUGGCUAACGUUACUGAAAACUUCUCUGAGCGAAAAAACAAGCCUAGAAAUCCCGAAUUAUUUUCAGAUUUAAAUUUGUUGCUAAUCAUAACUUUAGGGUCAACCUCAUGUAUAUUUCUAUUAAUAAUAUUGCUUUUGCUCGCCCUUAAGUGCAGACAAGACAGGAAUAUUUACGGAUCCACAUCCGGAAUUUGUUGUUACAGACGGAGGAAUUUCUCUGAUGCCUUUAAUGUUCGACGUGUCCCAGAAACAACUUUUAAUUACCCCGACAGUGCUCAAACUUUGCCUAUCCGGGAAUCGUAUAAUUAUACGGUUUGUCUCUCCCCUGAAUCCUCUAAGAGUGAUUUUUUGUUUUUAAAACCGUGCCAUCCGACCUUGCCUCUCGAUGAUGUCAACAUUCGUAACACAGGGAAACCCGUCGUAAUUUAUGGUCAGGAAACGUCGAUGCUGAAUCCAUUGUGGGAAAUUCUGAAUUCGUCGAGCAUAAACUCGUACAAUAGCGAAUAUCUUCGCCGGUGCGGUGUGUUGUGUUUUACUGUUCUCUGUCCCGGAUCUGGUUUUCGUAAAAAUUCGCCACACUCUUCCCGAGGAAUUGGGAAUUGGAUCCUUUUACCAAACAUCACUGAAGAAUUAAGGAUAAACGUCCAGGAAUUAUCAGCUUGGACGUUUCAGCUUCUUUCUGAUGAUGGGAAGCAAUAUUUCAAGGUUAACGCGGAAACUGGGAUGUUACUUACUAAGGAGCGAAUGGACAGGGAGCAGCUUUGCACGGAACGCUUAACAUGUUCCAUGUUUUUAGAAAUAACACUGGAAAAUCCUUUCGAAGUAUUUCCUCUCGAAGUCGAGAUAUUUGAUGUAAAUGACAAUUCAUCGGUUUUCCCAAAAUGUAGAUUGCUCAUCCCUGAGCCAGUAGCAACAGGUAAAACUGACAUCGCUGACCAAACGGUCCCGGAGAAUGACGCCCCGGGCACUCUGUUCGCGGCAUUCAGUUUCAUGGAUCGAGAUUCUGGGGGUAACGAUCAGACUCGGUGUGAAAUUACGGCCAAUUUGCCAUUCAAACUUGAAACAAUGAGGAAUCAUUACAAAUUGGAAACAACAGAUAUGCUGGAUUGCGAAUCUACUGCAAUGUACGACGUACGUAUUUUUGCCUGCUUAAAGGCUAACACAGGUAGAGGAAAAGGUGACUGCCGAGAACUCGGGAAGGAUCAGCCAAGGUGCCAACGUAAGGAAUUCCACGAAGCUUCCACAGAACAAUCUACUGUGGAUGAGAACGGGCAGCCAGCGGCCAUGUUGCACAAUGGUAUCAAUAUCGUUCGUAGAAAUAACUAUCCGUCCCAAGGAUCCGAUCCAAGUACCCUGCUCACAGCGCCAAAUUAUUAUGGUGUCUUUGAUGAACAAUACACAGGAGACUCAGUUUUUCUAUCCCUAGAUAUAUUGGAUGUAAAUGACAACUCGCCCAGUUUUGCCAAAAGCAGAUAUUCUUUACAAAUCUCUGAGUCGACUGCAACAGGAGCUCUUUUCCCUCUCGAGAGCGCGCACGAUCCAGACGUCGGCACAAACACAGUGAGUAUUUAUCAAAUCAGCACUAACAAGCACUUUGGCCUGAAGACUCACAGCAGAAGAGAUGGGAGUAAAAUUGCAGAAUUGACGUUGGAAAACGCCUUAGACCGCGAGAAUCAGUCGACAAUUCAGUUAAUACUGACGGCAAUUGACGGUGGAAUUCCUCGGAGAUCUGGCACUGCAGAAAUAAUCAUUACUGUGCUGGACAGCAAUGAUAACGCUCCCGCUUUCGAUCAUCAAAUAUAUAGGGUUAACAUAAUGGAGAACGCACCAAAAGGUACCUCAGUGAUAACAAUAAACGCUAAUGAUUUAGAUGAAGGAACAAAUGGCGAGGUAAAAUACUUUUUAACUAGUCACGUUUCUCAAAAGGUUCAGGAGCUGUUCAGUUUGGACCCAGAAACAGGACAGAUUCGAGUUCAAGGCUCACUGGACUAUGAGGAAAAUAAUGCUUAUGAACUUGACAUACAAGCUGUGGACAAUGGUACACCCGCAUUAGCUGAGCGCGCCGAGAUUCUUGUUGGAUUAAUUGAUGUUAAUGAUAACCCGCCGGAGUUAAAAUUGACCUCGGUAUCCAGUAACGUACGGGAGGAUGCGGCAUUCGGGUCAGUAGUCGCUCUAAUAAGUGUGAUGGAUCGAGAUUCUGGUGAAAAUGGACGGGUACAGUGUCAGUUGCCUCCAAAUAUCCCGUUUAAACUUCAAAAGUUUUUGAAUAAUCAGUACAAAUUGGUAGUCAGCGGCACACUGGAUCGCGAAACGACUCCGCUAUACAACAUCUGCAUUUCAGCAUGGGAUGCAGGAUCACCCGCUCUUUCAACAAAUAGAACCAUCCUCAUUUCGGUUUCUGAUGUAAAUGAUAAUGCUCCACGAUUUAAACAACCGUCAUACAGUGUGUUUCUGAUGGAAAACAAUACUCCAGGUACUUCGAUAUUUGCUGUUACUGCUUUAGACCCUGACUUAGACAAGAAUGGCGAGGUGUCAUAUUAUCUUUUGGAGAGUCGCAUACAAGAUGUUUCCGCGUCUGGCGACGUUACGGUUAACUCUGAAAGUGGGCACAUUUACGCGCUGCGCUCCUUUGACUACGAAUUACAGAAGAAUUUUCAGAUCAAAAUUAAAGCUCAGGACGCUGGAACUCCCCCUUUGAGCAGCACUGCCAACGUGAAUAUUAUUAUUUUGGACCAAAAUGACAAUGUUCCAGUUAUUGUUUCACCUUCAAUGUACAACAGCUCAGUGGCGAUGGAGGUUGUAUCCAAGUCGGCACAUCCAGGGUACUUGGUUUCCAAGGUAAUUGCUACAGACGCAGAUUCCGGACAGAACGCACGGCUUUCCUAUCAGCUCAUAGAAGCCACCGAUCGCAGUGUUUUUAGUGUGGGAUUUAACUCUGGAGAAAUCCGAACAACUCGAAGCUUCAGAGACCAAGAUGCCCUGACACAGAGGCUUGUAAUUUUGGUAAAGGACAAUGGGCAGCCCAGUCUCUCCAGUGCGGUGACAAUUUUGUUUUCAGUCCUAGAUAACGUUACUGAAAACUUCUCUGAGCGAAAAAACAAGCCCAGAAAUCCCGAAUUAUUUUCUGAUUUAAAUUUGUUGCUAAUCGUAACUUUAGGGUCAACUUCAUGUAUAUUUCUACUAAUAAUAUUGCUUCUACUCGCCCUUAAGUGCAGACAAGACAGGAACAUUUACGGCUACACAUCCGGAAUUUGUUGUUACAGACGGAGGAAUUCCUCUGAUGCCUUUAAAGGUCGAUGUGUCCCAAAAACAACUUUUAAUUGCCCCGACAGUGCUCAAACUUUGCCUAUCCGGGAAUCGUAUAAUUACACGGUUUGUCUCUCUCCUGAAUCCUCUAAGAGUGAUUUUUUGUUUUUAAAACCGUGCCAUCCGACCUUGCCUCUCGAUGAUGUCAACAUUCGUGACACAGGGAAAUAAUUGAGCUUGACAUGUUUACUAUAAUUGAUUUGCGAGUCAUAAAUCUAUAUAUACGCAGCGAAGAAAUUAGUGUUCUAUGUAUGAGUAUGUGCGUGGAUGGCACAACGUACGUAUUUAUAUACAGGGGCAUAUAUCUAACAUUUGCAGUCUCAUGAUUGCUAAUUGAUCAUCGCUAUUAACAUUAAAAGCAGUAUUUUAAGCACGUGAAUUACCAGUGGAGAAAAGCUAAGCAUUAUUAAUAAUUAACCUGCUCAGAUGAACUACAGAAAAAUCUGAUAACUCUUUCUAAAACAGUGUGGUGUUAAUAGCUCUACUGAACUUUUUAUUUUUAAUCGUAUAUGUGCUACUUUGAUACCUUGGCUUAAAAGUUGUUUUUUGUGCAAAUAUUGACAUUGUUUUAAGAAAGUAUCGUCCUCUUAGAAAGAUUUCACAAUCACUGAACUUCUUUGCAAUCUGUCGAGUGAGAUGACACAAUUGGCUGUGUAACAUUGCGAUUAAAUUCAAAAA
Molecule: messenger RNA, 10557 nt
Organism: Carcharodon carcharias (great white shark)
Lineage: Eukaryota; Metazoa; Chordata; Chondrichthyes; Lamniformes; Lamnidae
Product: protocadherin-23-like
Biological process (GO): homophilic cell-cell adhesion
Cellular component (GO): plasma membrane
Molecular function (GO): calcium ion binding
Source: RefSeq, a predicted model, not a curated record